Molecule: messenger RNA, 2495 nt
Organism: Cydia strobilella
Lineage: Eukaryota; Metazoa; Arthropoda; Insecta; Lepidoptera; Tortricidae
Product: zinc finger protein 502-like
Exons: 16
Coding region: 112-2481 (789 amino acids)
Biological process (GO): regulation of transcription by RNA polymerase II
Cellular component (GO): nucleus; nucleoplasm
Molecular function (GO): RNA polymerase II cis-regulatory region sequence-specific DNA binding; DNA-binding transcription repressor activity, RNA polymerase II-specific; zinc ion binding
Source: RefSeq, a predicted model, not a curated record
CUGUACAUAGAGGUCCCUUGUCAUGUAAAUAAUUAAAGGUUUCGUGCGAAAAUGACAUCCUAUUUUAGUUGUAGUGAUGUAAAUAAUUAAGUUUAUUUACUAAUAUUUAAAAUGCGGUGCUGCGUUCCGGGCUGCAAAAAUGACUCGAGACAUAUCUCGAAAUCCCAGGGAAUCACUUUUCAUGUCUUCCCCACUGAGCCAACUCUCCGCUUCUCCUGGCUCCGCGCUCUUGGCAAACAAUCAUGGGAGCCCAAGGAACGCAGCGCUGUCUGCUCAGAGCAUUUUCUUAGUGAAGACUUGUAUGAAACCAAGAGUGGACUGAGAAAAGUGAGGGCGGGUGCUGUGCCAAUAGUGCAAGAGGCAGGGUGUGACUAUGGGGAAGCCAAUACUUUACAGGUGUGCCGAAUUUGCCUCGCGGUGGACGGCAGGCUGCUCUCCAUCAGGAAGUACCGGUUAGAAGAAGCCUAUCACCAUCUAACAGGGCUUGAGUGUGAAGACAAGCUGCCCGGCCAGUUAUGUGUAGAAUGCGCACACCGUCUUCUAAACAGCAGUAGACUCAGGAACAAAAGUCUACGGGCACAUUCUAUCAUGAUGGAAAUAGUCAGCAGACAGGAUAGCCUAACACUACAAAAUCUAGCCACAAUAAAUCGCGACAAUAAUAGACUAACCUCAAACCUAGGUCCUAAACAUUACGAACCUAACUUCUACAACCAAACCUUAGACCACGACACAAUUGAAGAUAAAGAAAUACCACUAUACGAAGUUAAUAUCACAGAUGAAAUAGUAAUAAAGAAUGAAAAUAAUGAUUUCAAUGAAGAUAACGAAAUGAAAGAGGAAAAUAAUGAAGUUAAUGAUUACGAUAAUGAUAAUGAUGUAGAUUUUGUGGCGUCAGAUAGAGAAUAUUCAACCGAUGACAGUUUGCCGUUAGAAGCUAGAAGGAAAAAGAAGGAGAAGGUUAAGAAGAAUAAAAUCGAGAAGAAGGAAGUUAUUAAAAAGGUGCGAAAGAGGCAGUUGAAGAAAGACCCGACGCAGCCUAAAAUCGACCGGCGGCGUAAACCGUUCUUAAACGACGAAUUAAAUGAGACUCUGUUUACGAUCACGGAUCUCACUCAAGACGAGCAACUAGAAGAGAUACGGAAGAGGCAAGAGACUGCCAACUACAAAAACUCUGUGUUCAAAUGUGAAGCGUGUUUCAAAGGCUUCCUUGACGAAGAUGCUUACAAUAGUCACGUUAUUAGACAUACCGAUCAAUGCGGCGAAUACGAGUGCAACAUAUGCAAAACGCAUUUCAAGCAUCCACACGCUCUUCGGAAGCAUAUAACGGCGCACCACACGCAACGAUUUAGCUGCAACCAGUGUCCUUACGUCACCACUCACAGACAAACGGCGAGGUUACAUGAGAGAUGGCAUAAAGGCACUAAAUAUCAAUGUCCACAUUGUCAAGAUGAGUUUGUCAAAUUCACAACUUACAUGGGUCACAUUCGCAUCAAGCAUCCGUCCGAUUUUGUCUGUCAGCUGUGCGGGUAUUCCUUCGUCAGCGAGAAAGGGAUAGAGCUACACAAGAAACUGAAACACAGACUCGACGACCCCCAGAUCCCAGAGGACGGGCCUUUCUGCGAUCUUUGCAACGUACGUUUUGUGUCCAACGAGGCUCUGAGAAGGCACAUUCAUGUUUCGGCCAGACACGCGGGCAGCGACAAAGACGACAAGGAUCCCAACAAGUCGAAGAGGCCACGAAAACCGCGUGAGCCGAACGUGUCGCGCGAGCGUAAGCGGUCGCGGAGCACCUCGAGCGAGCGCCGCCGCUUCCCCAGCCAGCUGCGCAAGGCUGAAGGACCUAUCCCCUGUGAACAGUGUGGAAUGCAACUAGAGGAUUCUCGGGCGUACCACGGCCAUUUCCGGCGGAUGCACCCGGACAAGAACCGAACCAACUACCCGUCCAUGAAGUCGCCGUGCAUGUGCGAAGUGUGCGGUCGGAUGUUCCAGAGCUACGCCCUCCUAAAAGACCACACAUGGACCCACACCGGCGAACGGCCCUUCAAAUGUGACUCGUGCGGCAAAUCGUUCCGCAUGAAACAACGCCUCGUCGCACACCGCCGCGUGCACAGCGCGCAGCGAGCCACGUACGUGUGCAGCGUGUGCGGGAAACACUUUAGCACGCAUAGCAACCGCCAGCGGCACAUGUUUAUCCACACCGGCCUAAAACCAUUCAAGUGCGAAAUGUGCGGAAAGAGCUUCAAGCACGCGAGCGAGAAGCGUGCACACAUCACGUACGUGCAUCUUAAGAAACCGUGGCCAAAGCGUGCUCGGGGCAAGCGUCGGGAUUCCAGACAGAGUAUGCAGCACCCUCAAAUGUCAGUGGGCACGAGUGCGAGCGAGAUGGACAUAGUGCAGCCGCUCUGGCCGUCCUGUGACCCGAAGCUCGCCGAUAUAAACGCGAUGAUAGACGAUAAACCUAUGUAUUAUAACCUCAAGAUAUAGUCCGAGGCAUAACG